AUGGCUACCAAUAUAGUGAGUAGCGAUGAAGGGCUCAUGGGGCCCGUCGGUUGAUCUACACUUUUAGGGACGAGACGCUACCCUUUUCCCUGUGAUCCCAAUCUGAUGAAUCUGACACGUCAACCAUCUCAAUGGGUUUGCGACAGGCAUUCGACAUUGCUUUGCUGUUCUGGAGGAUAGUUAUCAAUGUCUUCUUCAGGAGCAUACAGCCGCGCGGGGCUUGGAAGAUUCCUAGGCCAAACGAAGGUCCAGUCAUCUUUGUGGCAGCUCCUCACCACAAUCAGGUACGUAAUCAAAGCGGCUCGACAGGGAAAAGAGACGCACCCCUCUCACACCUCUUCGUCUUGGCGCAGUUCCUGGAUCCGUUGCUCUUGGCUUCCGAGGUGCGAAGAGGCUCAGGCCGUCGUGUUGCGUUCUUGAUUGCCGAAAAGUCCAUCAAGAGACAAUUCAUUGGGGCUGCUGCUCGAGUGAUGCAAAGCAGUGAGCAUCAUGUCAUUCACGCAUGCCAGGUCAGCUGGGCGCUCGCUAACCCUCUUUUCCACUCUGCGUCCUGCGUCCUGCAGUCCCCGUGGCCCGCGCAGCAGACUCGGCGAAGGUUGGCAAAGGCACGAUCAGUGCGCAUUCCUCGGGUGACGCCACCCUCAUCCAAGGACAUGGCUCCGAAUUCACAAAGCAGCUCAAAGGCAAGAGCCAAAUCAUGCUGCCCAAAUCUACCAAUUAUGCGACUGCUGAGGUGGUUGAGGUCAUCUCUGACACAGAGCUUAGGAUUAAGAAGGAAUUCAAAGAGGCAAAGGCGCUCGAGUCGCUACGAGGGAAGUCGAUGGUCAAAAUCGGCAAGGGCGCAAAGGCGAGGGAAGAAGAGCAGCAAGGUUGCGAGUACAAGUGCUUGCCGUAUGUCGAUCAGACGCAAAUGUAUUCAAGCGUCUACGAGCGCCUGGCGGACGGAGGCUCGUUAGGCAUCUUCCCAGAAGGUAAGCGUAGCCUUCUUCAGCAGCCAGACUAUAUGCAUGCAGGGCUGACUGGUUUGGCCGCUCCUCCAAUCAGGCGGCUCACACGAUCGCACAGACCUGCUGCCUCUCAAGGCUGGUGUGGUCAUCAUGGCGCUCGGCGCCAUGGCUGCGAAUCCUGGUCUUAAAGUCCGCAUCGUCCCCGUCGGUCUCUCUUACUUCCACCCGCACAAGUUCCGCUCCAGAGCAGUGGUAGAAUUCGGUACGCCUCUCGACGUGCCAAGAGAGCUGGUCGGGCAGUUUGAGAAAGGCGGGGACGGCAAGCGCGAAGCCGUCGCUUCGAUGAUGGACAUUGUUUUCGAUGGAUUGAAGUCGGUAACGCUUCGAGCGCCAGACUACGAGACGCUCAUGUUCAUCCAGGCCGGCCGGCGCCUGUACACCCCACCGGGUGUGCAUCCCUCGCUGUCUCAAGUAGUAGAAAUCAACCGCAGGAUGAUUGUGGGGUACUUGAAGUUCAAGGACGAUCCUCGUAUUCAACAACUCAAAGCAAACGUCCUCAGAUAUAACAAAAUGCUCGCAUAUGCCGGCUUGAAAGAUCAUCAAGUGGAGCGAGCAACGCGGGCCGGAUGGAGAUCCUUGGGGCUAUUCUUCUACAGACUUGGGCUCCUAGGGCUCUGGGGCGGCCUGGCGCUUCCAGGAGUUGUCCUCAAUGCACCCAUCAUCAUUCUUGCCAAGAUCAUUUCAGCGCGCAAGGCAAAAGAGGCUUUAGCUGCCUCUCAGGUGAAAUUGAUGGGUCGCGACGUUCUUGCUACCUGGAAAGUCCUAGUCAGCAUGGGCAUUACGCCUGUCCUGUACUGCUUCUACGCCGGAGUCGCCACUUACGUCGCCUACCGAAACGGCGUCUCGCCAUCUCAUCUUCGACGCACGCCUCUGUACGUUCUUGGAGGCAUGCCAAUGCUGGCGUAUAGCACUCUAAAGUUCAGCGAAGUCGGCAUCGAUAUCUACAAAUCCUUGCCUCCUCUUUUUGUCUCGCUGCUUCCCGGCAAUCAGAAGGCCAUCCUGGAGCUUCAAGCCACGAGAUCGAAAAUCUCUGCAGAGUUGCACGAAGUCAUCGACAAGCUGGCACCGCAGGUGUGGGACGAUUUCACGGAGCGACGCAUCAUCUCCCCUCCUACUGCCAAUGCUCCGCCUAGCACCACGCCGGAUCGAGCAAACGCUUUGCUUUGGAAGCAAAAGACUACUGACAAGCGCUUGGAUGGUACGAGCGCCUUGGCACACCCUCUUUCGUGGGUGGACGAGCGUCUGUUCGGCUGGUCGGGCUCCUCUCGUCGGGCGAGCCGAACGACGCGUGCUCUUUCUGGCGCCGAGUUUUUCAAGGAGGGUGAUGAGGUGGUGGAAGAAGCGCUGAGCGAUGGCGAGGACGUGUACAGCAGUGCAACGGAAGAGGAGUCGGAAGAGGGCGAUUACGAGGCCAUCUUUAGCAUUUUGAGCGGCACGCGCAGUGACGAUCCAAAGAGUCCCAAGAGCCCGCGAGCCCGCACGCGCUCUCGAGCGAGCAGCGGUGCUGCGGAGACGUUUGCAGAGAAGAGGAACAGGUCGUCGAGCGACUUGCAGAGACUAUCGGGUGCGCCAGCCAUGACGCCGUCUGCGUCUCAAAGUCCUCAGAAGAGGUCGACGGCGCUACCGGAGCGAAGCAACGGAGCCCAGCAGAGAAGGACGCGCACGCACAGCUUGAUGGAAGAUGUCUCCGCGACGGAUUUGGCUGGACCGGUAGGACAGUCGCAAAGGCAUGCCGAUUUCAAGGAUGCUGCUGCGAAGCUCGAAGAGUCUGCGGAGCAGCGCCACGAAGCCAAUGGGGAUCCCAAGAGACCUCUAGUGAGGGACAUGGAAUCGGCUGCUCCUACACCUGGCACUGCCACUCCUCGAUGA
This is a messenger RNA of Ceraceosorus bombacis, 2876 nucleotides long. Lineage: Eukaryota; Fungi; Basidiomycota; Exobasidiomycetes; Ceraceosorales; Ceraceosoraceae. The record is from the annotation of a GenBank genome assembly.